AUGGGCUUGUCAGGCUCUUCUCAGACUUCUGGGCAGGAGUCAGAGAUAGGGCCAGCUCUAGAUCUGAGCCCACUGCCUCCUGAGUUGUUACUGCAAAUCCUGCUCCACGUGCCCCCCCGGACGCUGGUGGCACGAUGCCGGGCUGUGUGUCGGCAGUGGCGGGAGCUGGUGGAUGGGCCCGCACUGUGGCGUCUUCGCUGGGCCCAGACCAAGGAUGCUUCAAGCCAGGAUCUGCUUGAAGCUACUCACCACUGCCCUCCUGCUACCAAGCCUUGUUCCUGGGCCCGCCUAGGCAUCCUGGAGCCACUGGGUCGAAACCUGCUCCAAAAUCCCUGUGGGGAAGAAGGGUUCCAGAGCUGGGAGCUGGAACAUGGUGGACAAGGCUGGGCAAUAGAAGAGAAUCGCAAACCAGUGCCUGGGGCACAGGUCCAGACUUGCUUCGUGACUUCCUUUGGGUGGUGCAGAAAGCGACAAGUAGUGGACCUCCUGGCCCAGGGGCUGUGGCCAGAGCUGCUGGAUGACCCCCGGGCAGAGAUCCAUAUCAGUGACUGGUGGGGAGCUCGAGACGACUGUGGCUGCCAAUACCAGCUUCAUGUCCAGCUGGUGGCUGCUAAUCGAAGAACAGUGCUGGCUAGAUUUGAUAUUGAGCCUGAUCCAAUCCCCCAAUGGAAUGGCAAUACCUGCAUCCAGGUCUCCCACAUCUUUACCAACUUCCAAAAGGAUGUUCGCUUCAUUUUUUUUGAACAUGCUGGCAAAGACACACAGUUCUGGGCAGGGCACUAUGGUGCCCGCAUCACUAACUCCAGCGUGAAGGUCUAUUUCAGGACACCUUAACUGACUUGCUCCCCAGAAAAAAGAUCCAUCCCAAAGAAAGGCAGGGUGUCCUGAGUAAGGAAGGGCCAGGGCCUCUACUGGGGAAAGCCAAAACUCACCCCUCCAGUUGUUCCCUAAUUCCCACCGGCUUAGUGCCUAAAGGAAAUCAUCAGAGCCCCCCUCUUCCCCAUUUAUGAACUGGCCUCAACUUCUCUCAAUGUACAAGUGGGAAGGAUGGGGCAAUUCCAAUAGUUGUGCAUCCUGCUUUUUCUCA
Gracilinanus agilis (Agile Gracile Mouse Opossum) is the source of this 1087-nucleotide messenger RNA. It is a transcript of the gene FBXO27, whose product is annotated as F-box protein 27. Gene Ontology annotation, molecular function: ubiquitin protein ligase activity; protein binding. Bases 1 to 834 code for a protein of 277 amino acids. Gene Ontology annotation, biological process: glycoprotein catabolic process; SCF-dependent proteasomal ubiquitin-dependent protein catabolic process. NCBI's taxonomy places the organism in Eukaryota, Metazoa, Chordata, Mammalia, Didelphimorphia, Didelphidae. The record is from RefSeq and is a predicted model, not a curated record. The transcript has 5 exons. Gene Ontology annotation, cellular component: SCF ubiquitin ligase complex; cytoplasm.